GACCUGAGCCCUGGGUAGCAGAGAACCAGACACUGUCCCGGCCGAGGCGAAGGCACCGGAGUGGAGGGGACGUGGGCUCCCCUGCCGUGCUCAUCAGACCCUGCCUGGUGCUGAUCCGGAGUGCCGUGGGUGGUGGCACCGUGGGCCGCUCACCGCUCAGGGGACGCGGGCCCCGCACUGCCCACAUCCCUCCCGCGUCGGUCAGCCUGAGCUCUGACACACCGUGCACGCAGGAUCUUGGGCACGCACACGCGCCCGGCGUGACUUUGAAGCCUCCACAUCUGGGACUGAAACCACAGCCGACUACCUGGGAGUCCAACGACGUGACCACAACACCGUCUGCGGGCCCCAAGCAGAGCUCUUAUUCAGACACAGCCUUCUGGACCCCGCGGCCCACACCAGGUGCAGGGGCAAAGCAGUCAGUCGCUAGGAGAGGAGGAACGCGAUGACCACCAGGAUGGAGGUGAGCCCUGCAGCGGAGAAGAGGAAGAGCCCCCAAGACAUGCAGGAGGAGGGGCCACGCAUUCCCAGGAGAGCCUUGCACCUGUGCUCCCUCCGCGGGGGGCUGGUCUUCCUCAUGCAUGUCUGCAACCUGCUGCUGGUGGGGCAGAACACCGUCAUGAACAUCACCAUGGUGGCCAUGGUCAACAGCACGGCUCAGCACGCCCAGCUCAACAGCUCCCCCCAGGGGCCGCCGGCCGACUCAGCUGGGCGCUCUGGCAAAGCCCCAGAGGGUCUCCCUGCAGAGGCCCCCGUGUACAACUGGAGUCCGCAAACCCAAGGGCUCAUCUUCAGCUCCAUCAACUAUGGCCUGAUGCUGACGCAGGCGCCCAGCGGCUACCUGGCUGGAAGAGUGGGGUCCAAGUGGGUUGUCGCCGCUUCUUUGUUCGGAUCUUCACUGCUGGGCCUCUGCACACCUCUGGCUGCCGACCUCGGGCUCCCCUUCCUUGUGGGGGCUCGGAUCAUCCAGGGCCUAAUCCAGGGCUUAGGACUUGGGGGUCAGUUUGCACUUUGGACCAGAUGGAGCCCUCCACUUGAACAAAGCUGGUUCUGCAGCCUGUCUUUGUCAGGAGUGGUUCUGGGACCUUUCGUUGCCAUCCUCAUGGGCGGCCUCAUCAGUCAAGCCCUCGGGUGGCCUUCCGCCUUCUACGUCUUCGGAGGCGUGGGCUGCGCCUGGUGCCUUCUCUGGCUGGCGCUGGUUUACGACGACCCCAGCGCUCACCCCUGUAUAAGCGUCUCAGAAAAAGAAUACAUCGCCUCCUCCUUGGCCCAGCAGGUCCCCGUUUCCAGGCAGCCUCUCCCCAUCAAAGCGAUGCUCGGGUCGCGGCCGCUCUGGGCGCUGUGCGUGUGCUGCUUCAGCCACCAGUGGCUGAUCAACUUGCAGCUGGUGUACACGCCGACCUACAUCCGCUCCGUGUACGGCGUCAGCGUCAGGGACAACGGGGUCAUGUCCGCCCUGCCGUUCAUCACCGCCUGGGCCGUGGCCAUGCUGAGCAACAGCGUGCCUCCCGCCUUCCUGACCAGGAGGUGCAGGCUCCUCACCGUCAGGAGAGUGUCCACCAUCUUAGGGAACCUGCCCCCGGCGGUGCUCGUGGCGGCCCUGCCCUUCCUGGACGUCAGCUACAUCACCGCCGUGGCCGCCCUGAUGCUGUCCUGCGGGCUGAGCUCCCUGUGCCUCCUGGGGAUCUACGUCAACACCCUAGACAUCGCGCCCAGGUACUCCAGCUUCCUCAUGGGGUUCACCAGGGCCGUGGCCGCCGUCUCUGCCACCCUGGCGCCCAUCGCCUCGGGGCUGCUCCUCGACCAGGACCCCGACUCUGGGUGGAGGAACGUCUUCCUCCUGAUGCUCGCCAUCAACCUCCUCGGGCUGGCCACGUACGUGGUGUUUGGAGCAGUGGACGUCCAGGACUGGGCGGAAGAGGGGACGCACACCCGCCUGUGAGGGGGCACGGGGCCCUCGUUGCUCGUGGCUGGGGCGGCCUCGGGCUUCGAUGCCGCGUGGUGCCCUUCCUUGGUUCUUCGACCUCGGAGGGAGAGCUGUGGACCCUACUUCUUCCACAAGAAGCACCCGUAACAGAAACACCGACGAGACGAAUUUGGCUUGCCGUGACUCUUCAAAUGCAACAUGCUUUUUGUUUUAUUCAGACUUUUUUUUUUUUUUUGAGGAACAUGUAAGAUGGAUAAACAUUCAAAUAAAAGAUAGCCAAGAACA
Molecule: messenger RNA, 2212 nt
Organism: Tupaia belangeri chinensis (Chinese tree shrew)
Lineage: Eukaryota; Metazoa; Chordata; Mammalia; Scandentia; Tupaiidae
Gene: SLC17A3
Product: solute carrier family 17 member 3
Exons: 13
Coding region: 446-1942 (498 amino acids)
Biological process (GO): urate transport; monoatomic anion transport; transmembrane transport
Cellular component (GO): apical plasma membrane
Molecular function (GO): efflux transmembrane transporter activity; xenobiotic transmembrane transporter activity; voltage-gated monoatomic anion channel activity
Source: RefSeq, a predicted model, not a curated record